AUGACCAUGGCCACAACCAUCCCAGACCUCGACUCUUACACCGACUACGACUCUUUCCUCGUCGACCAGUUCGACCCAAAUACCCAUGCCAACUCCAUCAUCCACCAGUCUUCAAAGGGUGUCGACAUCUCGACCUCUCUCGCCAGUCUCUCCUUCAGUAUCGACAGUCUCAACAAGCAACUUCACGAGCAGGUGACGAACAACUACAAUGACUUGCUGAGUCAAGCAGCAGGGAUCCGGGAACUGGAAACGGUUCUAAAAACUGUCAAGAUUGGACUCAAGGCUCUCAGCACAUCCAUGGAGCGACUCUCGUUCAAGAUCAAAACGCCCUUUGAGCAGAUUCAGACCUACACUGUUCAAUUGGAGCGUUUGCAGGUCACAUCAGAGAUGUUGCGUCGGGUACUGAGGUUUCUUUACUUGGGCAAACGAUUGGAGAUGCAAAUGCCUGGUGGCGAUCUGGAAUUGACUAAAGCUGCCCUCACUCUUAGUGAAGUUGAUGCGCUGCUUCAGGAGUCAGAUCUAGAAGGCAUUCACGUUGUGGAUGAGGAGGUGCGGAACUUGGAGUCGGUUAGGAGCAGGAUUGUGGAUUCUGCCGACAGGAUGCUUCAGGAGGGCAUGAACGCUCAGAACCAGGCGCAGGUCGGAUCAGCUCUGCAGGUCUUUUACUCUUUAAAGCGACUGGAUCUCAAAGUCGUGGCGAUCACCUCACUUCUCUCCAACAGACUGCAUGCACAGAUCAAGCAGGCUGUCGAUAUCCAGUCCUUGCAACGGGAGGCUAAAGAAUCGGGAAUGAAUAGCUCAGGAUUUGUGGGCGGCGGUGUUCGAAGAAACAAUGGUGAGCCAAGCGUUGGAGCGGCAGCAUUAUGGACUUCGAUUCUUUGGAAGAGGAUGGAGAAACUCAUGGAUGAUAUGUACAACGGAUGCGUCAAGAUCUACUUGCUGGAACGGGUGCUUGCACGAAAGAGAGAUCCUUUGUCACAGAUCUCGUUCUUGGAUGUGAUUUCGAGCAGCAUGGACGGAAACAUGGUCCACAGGUUCUGGCAGUCGCUGUCUGUCCAGUUUGAACAAGAACUCAAGGCCUCUGUAAGAUCGUCCCAAUUCUUGCAACAGGCGUUUAUCGAUGGUUUCCCAAGACUAUUGAACCUGCUGCACGAGUUCUUUUCUCGCGUGUCAGUCCAUAGCGCCAAUACCCCCUCUGAAGACGUGCAAAGUCCGGAGGUGGUACUGAUGCUCCGGGCAAUUUCGUCAUUUGAGAUUGCAUACCGGACCAAGACCGCCCAGAGAAGUAGCAGCCAACGAUAG
Messenger RNA from Linnemannia hyalina, 1302 nucleotides. The record is from the annotation of a GenBank genome assembly. Lineage: Eukaryota; Fungi; Mortierellomycota; Mortierellomycetes; Mortierellales; Mortierellaceae.